Spodoptera littoralis (African cotton leafworm) is the source of this 1293-nucleotide messenger RNA. The record is from the annotation of a GenBank genome assembly. Lineage: Eukaryota; Metazoa; Arthropoda; Insecta; Lepidoptera; Noctuidae.
AUGGCGCUGCCACCGCAACAGUUUUGCGUGAGGUGGAACUCUUACCACACCAAUUUACAGGCGGUAUUCCCCCGGCUCCUCCUAACGGAGCAGUUUGCGGACGUUACAUUAGCGUGUGAGUCCAGACAGCUGCGAUGUCACAAGCUGGUCCUCUCAGCAUGCUCAGCGUACCUCGAGCGGCUGUUACUACAGAACCCGUGCGACCAUCCCAUCGUGCUGAUGCGGGAUAUGAGGUUCAGUGAAAUGCAAGCGCUAGUAGACUUCAUGUACAAGGGCGAGGUGAACGUCACGCAGGACGAGUUGCCCAGUCUACUGAAGUCCGCUGAGGCGCUACAGAUCAGAGGGCUAUGCUCAAGCGACACGUCGAGCUUGUCGUCCGAGCUGGGCACGCUGGGCGCGGACAGUGCGGCCGCCAAGGACAGAGACUACACGGUCGCCAGCGACGCACUCGUCGCCAACGCGCAGAGGGAACAUGGAACUACUAAUGGCCCGACGACCCACCUCCCGAAGCCCCCACCAAACAACACCCACACAACGAGUAAUGGCACUAAAAAGCGGAAGUCGGAGGAACGUGCGGACAUCAAGGAGGAGACCGUGGAGGAAGAUGGACUAUACUACGGGGAACUCGACAAUGAUAAUAUGGAGUUUAAUGAGGACGAUGAACCCGGCAAACCAGGCAGCAGUUUAGGACAACCGUCCGAUUUCCCGAUAGCGAACGUGCAGUGUCAGUACGACAGUCCGUCCGACACGGAGACGGAGCGGGCCGCCGUCGCCCGGCCGACGGACGACCACACGUACGACACGAGGGACGAGCCGCCCGCCUUCAUUAUUAGACAUGUUAAUAAUGCGUUACAAUUACAAACUGCGCCGAACUUCCGCGAGCCGCGGCCCAAGAUCAUGACGAUAGGACCUGGCUCGUCCGCGUCCGUCAACGUGAUACACGUCGGCGACCAAGCGCAGGGCCAAGAGAUGUCGCUACAGUGCGCCCCGCAGCCAGUGGAGCUGAGCCUGAACAAGCGCAUCCGCCGCAGCGAGGUAGUGCUGCGGCAGGCCGCGGACUGCGUCAGUCGGGGCCUCACCUUCCAGACUGUGUCGGAGCAGUUCAAUAUACCUAUAUCUACUAUACGAUUCUUCAUGGCGCGGAAAGGUAUUCUACCGCGACGCAGACGAGGACGUAGUACGCAGCCAUCUCGUCCGUGUAGCAGCCCCGAACCUCCGUUCCACAUGCAGCACUUCAAGCUGCCCGACAUGGUGGCACUACGCACUGAUGAUGAAGAGAACCCCACUCACUAG